UUGCUAUUUCCUAUCUUCCUCCCUCCGUCUGUUUCCCUCUCUUUCUAUGUAGCUUUGUUGUAUUUAAGUGUACUUUUUAUUUUUAUUUUCCUUCUAUUUAUUUAUUUAUUUUUCUUAUUUGUUUUUGUUUUUUUUGGGUUUUGUGCGGGUUUUUUUAGAAAUUCGGUUUUUUUAUUUAAUUUUCUAUUUUGAUUUGAUGAAUGAUGAGUUCUUAGCUGAUGGAGGGAGUUGUGGUGCUCGAACUCGAAUGGUGGAUUGAUUUUGUAUUUUUUUUUUGGGGUGGUGUUACUGGCAACGAAAGUUGAAAUCCAGAAAUGGAAUGGGGUUUGGGGUUUGAUUCUAGUGAUUUUUUCACUGGGCAGUGGUUCUGAUUUGGAUAAAUGAGUUGCUUUUAAAAUUUUUUUUGGGGGCUCAAGUUUGAUAUUUAUUUGAGUUGGAUAUGAAAAAGUUAUCAGAAAAGGAUUUUUUUUUUAUUUUUUAUUUUUGUGAAAGAAAGAAUUUUGAUAAUCUUUUUGGAUCUGGAAUUGGAGGAUAACAUGACCAAAGCGCCUGAGAUUUAAUUGAGCUGCAUCAAUUUAAUGGCUAUCUUUGUUUGUUUGAUUUGAUUCUGGAACUUCCAGUUCUUGUAUUUGGUACCGUUUGAGAUUCUUGGAGAAGAGAUCUUAUUAUUUUCUCACAACCCUAUAAAUCUAUACUUGAUUUGUUUGCAUUUUCUGUACCUUUUUUUUCCCCUCUUGACUCUUCUAAUCUAUAGCUUGAUUCUUUCUAGCAAAUUGUUGAGUGAGAAUUCUUCUUUGAAAGUCGUGUUUUUAUGAUUUCAAUUCUUCCAAGCUAGAGUUCUGUUUGUUUUAAUAAAUUCUUGAAUGAGGGAUCUUAUUUGAAACAUCUAACUUUCUUGACUUCACCUCUCCAAAGCUAUAUCUCAGUGUUUAAUUGUUUUCUGUAAAAUAUUGGAUGCCAUGCGGAACUUUAUUAUACUUAUUUGAAGAUAUUUAUUGGUUGGUGUGUUUUCAAAUGUUCUUGGGAAUGGGGUAUCACUUGAGCUUUCAUUUUUGUGUUCUUUCAGCUCUUUCAAGCUGCAGCUAACUCUGGUUUUGUCACACAGAAUUUUUUAGUUGUCUUCCACUGUAGUUUUUAUGUUAGUGGUUGUUAGAAUUUGGUUCUCUUUCAUUUUAUGAUUUGAACUGAAAAUGUAAGCAUGCUAAUGCUUUGCUCACUCUUUACUUCAUUAUGGUGAAUUUUUGGAUCUCAAUCUGAAGAAAACAAGCUGGAAGGAGUGGGAUUUCAUUAUGAUCUACUGAAAUUGGAAGAAAAAAAAAGAUACAGGCCUGUUUGAUUGAGCUGUGACUGUUGCUACUACUAUUGUCAAGAAUGGGGUCUCAUUUGAACUUCAAGAACUUUGGUAAUGCCCCAGCGGGGGAGAGCAGCAAUGCAAAGCCAUCAGGUUUAGUCCGCCAGCCUUCAGUAUACUCAUUGACCUUUGACGAGUUCCAGAGCACAUGGGGUGGAGGAUUUGGAAAGGACUUUGGAUCAAUGAACAUGGAGGAGCUAUUGAAAAACAUAUGGACAGCUGAAGAGACUCAGGCAAUGACAAGUACUGUUGGUGCUGGAGAAGGAAGUGUCUCUGAUGGGAAUUUGCAAAGACAAGGUUCUUUAACUUUGCCCAGGACAUUAAGUCAGAAGACUGUUGACGAGGUCUGGAAAGACUUGAUGAAAGAAAGAACGGAUGGUGCUAAAGAUGGGAGCAACAUGGGAUCAAAUUUGCCUCAGAGACAAGAGACUUUGGGAGAGAUGACUUUGGAGCAGUUCUUGACCAGGGCAGGGGUCGUGAGAGAGGAUACUCAGCUAAUUGGAAGACCAAACAAUAGCGGAUUCUUUGAUGAAUUAUCGCGUCUAAAUAAUUGUAGUAAUAAUAAUAACAACACCAAUUCUGGUAUAGCUCUUGGGUUUCAGCAGCCAAAUCGAACCAAUGGACUCGUGGGGACACGAAUAGUGGAAAACAAUAAUAAUAUCGUUACUAGUCAGCCUGCAAAUUUAGCCCUGAAUGUAGGUGGAAUCAGAUCCUCUCAGCCACUACCUCAGCAGCAGCAGCAUCAGAACCAACCCCAGCAGCAGCAACCACUCUUCCCCAUGCCCACAAAUGCGGCUUUUGCAUCACCUAUGCAUUUAGUGAGCAGUGCUCAGCUUGCCAAACCAGGAGUGAGGAGUUCAGUUGUUGGGAUUGCAGAUACAUCGAUAAACAAUAAUUUAGUUCAUGGUGGAGGAAUGGGAAUGGUUGGUUUAGGUGCUGGGACUGUUACAGUUGUAACACCAGCUCCUGCAAAUCAGAUAUCACCAGAUAUGAUCACAAAAAAUAAUGCAGAUACGCUUUCUUCACUUUCACCAGUUCCUAUCAUGUUUGGCCGGGGAAGAAAAGCCAGUGCAGCUUUGGAGAAGGUAAUUGAGAGAAGACAUCGGAGAAUGAUAAAAAAUAGAGAGUCUGCUGCAAGGUCAAGGGCUCGCAUGCAGGCCUAUACAUUGGAGCUAGAAGCAGAGGUUGCAAAACUUAGAGAACUGAACCAAGAGUUGCAGAGAAAACAGGCAGAAAUUAUGGAAAUGCAGAAAAAUCAGUUUUUAGACACAAUAAAUGGGCAACGGGGAUCUAAAAGGCAAUGCUUGCGGAGGACACUGACAGGCCCUUCGUAGAGCUCAUAUUAUUGAUUGUGGACAGUAGUAGAGCUUGAGAAUGCAGUCUUCGCCAUUUGUGUGUAGGGAUUGGAGGGUGCAGCUUUCACCUGCAUCUUAUACUUUGAAGGUUAGGUAGCUGUAUGUAUAGGUACAGAGAGUUGAGUUGUAAAUUAUGACUUGAAAUUGGUUUCACACUAUAGAUUAAACUUUCUUAUUAGUGUCAUCUCUAUUUGCUUUUCAUUUGUUCGUAGAGGACAUGUAGGAUAGUGAAGCUAGUUUGCUAAGAGGUAUUGCACUGUUAGCUUAAUAAAUUUUAACAGCAAAGAACUAGCUUUAUUAAUGACAUCUGUAUAACAAUUGGCGUAGGUGAUUUUGCUCUCUAUUAUUUUAUGGUUA
Molecule: messenger RNA, 3063 nt
Organism: Hevea brasiliensis (rubber tree)
Lineage: Eukaryota; Viridiplantae; Streptophyta; Magnoliopsida; Malpighiales; Euphorbiaceae
Product: bZIP transcription factor TRAB1-like
Exons: 4
Coding region: 1372-2685 (437 amino acids)
Biological process (GO): positive regulation of DNA-templated transcription
Cellular component (GO): nucleus
Molecular function (GO): DNA-binding transcription factor activity
Source: RefSeq, a predicted model, not a curated record